Molecule: messenger RNA, 1521 nt
Organism: Rhipicephalus microplus (southern cattle tick)
Lineage: Eukaryota; Metazoa; Arthropoda; Arachnida; Ixodida; Ixodidae
Product: putative ATP-dependent RNA helicase DDX5
Molecular function (GO): ATP binding; nucleic acid binding
Source: RefSeq, a predicted model, not a curated record
AUGCUCCGCAGAUACGUUGUGGUACCGAGCAAUGGACCAAACGAAGGGACCCCGGAAGCAAACGUUCAGCGCGGCAAAACACGUAGCAGCAGGAAUCGACAGCUCCGCAACAAAGUCAACUUGCCAAUGUUCCCCGUAAGAUACGAGCCAUAUCCCAGCGCGCGGAACCGCCGGGCGGCACGCAACUUACGCCCUCCGGACUGGAGCAACGUUCCCCUGCCAUCGUACCAGAGGGGUUUUUACACUGAACAUACCCGGACUGCCCAGAGGUCCUCCGAAGAAGUGGAGGCGUACCGCAACGCUAACGAGAUAAUCGUCACAGGACGCGACGUGCCCAAGCCCAUCCUGCACGUAAACGAAGCCGGCCUCUCGGAAUCCUUGACAAAGGCAAUCGAGAAACUCAACUCUGACUCGUCGCUGACCGCAUUGCAGGCUCAGUGCUGGCUUGUGGCACUCAGUGGCAGAGACGUGGUGGCCAUUGAUCACACAGCCUCCAAAUGGAAGUCACUGGCCUACCUCGUUCCAGCCCUCGUCCAUGCAAAACAUCAGUCGUCAGUACUGGCUGAUGGUAAACCUACUGUUGUAAUUCUAACACUGACGCGAGAAGCGGCUCUACAGGUUCGAACCGCUGUUCAACAGUUUAUCGAGGAGUCGGGGAUUCGAACGAUGUAUAUUUUGUCCGGUGACGCCAAGCCUCCGCAGAUUAAGCAGCUGAAGAAAGGUGCUGAUAUUUGCGUCGCGACUCCAGGUCGCCUCACAGCAUUCAUGGAGGAAGGCAAGGUGAAUCUGGGCCGCUGCACACUCUUAACUAUGGCUGAUGUGGACCGCAUGCUGGAAAUGGGCUUCAGCAAGAAUCUUCGUGCGAUUGCGGACAACGUACGACCGGACCGACAGACGCUCGUGAAACUGACGUGCGCAACGAAGGAGUCGUGGGAACUAGCGCAGAAGUUCACUAAUGAUCCCGUCAACAUCAGCGUCGGCACAGCGACGCAGGAGCAGCAGAAUAAGCGUGUAGAUCGUGUUGUCCUCAUAUGCGAGAAGGCUAAGAAGGUGGGCAAACUCGUCAACCUGUUAAAGGACAUCCUCAGAGACGACACUGACCAGGCCAUCGUAUUUGUCGAGAGGCAGCAAACGGUAGAACACCUUGCGUCGAUCUUGUGCCUUCAGGGCUGGCCGGCUGUCGGUAUUCACGCGAAAAAGACGGAUCAAGAACACCAAGAGGCAUUCAACGCCCUGUGCUCUGGCAAGGCGUUUGUCCUGGUAGCAACCGACAUGGCGACGAAGCCUAUACAGCUGGACCGCGUCCGCUUCGUCGUCAGUUAUGACCACCCGGUACACUCGAGCGACUACCGACGCCGCUAUGGUCACGCGAUUCGGCUUGAUGGGAGGGGCAGGACGUACACGUUCCUAGCACCCGAUGACCAUGUGCGGGCCAGGGAGCUGAUGCGGUUUUUCCGGGACAACAAACUGCCACUUCCGCAUGGGCUACGUAAAGUGGCGAACAAGGUGGUGCAAAAAUAG